AGGAGCCCAGAGCAGGGACAGAGAGAGGGAUAGAGGGUAGGGAGGCUGGCUCACUCUGCACCCUUGUCAUUUAAUGCAAUGUGCAGGAGAUGAGGCUCUGCACACCCAGCAGGAUCUAUGCAAGAGGAGGGCAGGUGGUGCUUGUCUUGAAGGGUGGCCAUUAAGGAUCUAUCACUGGUCUGCAGUCAGGGAUGUAUGGUUUUUACUGCACUGAUUCCUGAUCAUGGAGAUUGAAAACAUUGUAGCCAACACCGUUCUAUUGAAAGCCAGAGAAGGGGGAGGUGGCAAGCGGAAUGGCCGCAGUAAAAAGUGGAAGGAUAUGCUGAAACUGCCGCACAUUAGUCAGUGUGAGGAGCUCCGGCGUACUAUUGAAAGAGACUACCGCAAUUUGUGUGAGAAGCAGCCGAUAGGUAGACUGCUUUUCAGGCAGUAUUGCGACACCAGGCCGGAGCUGAAAAGAUGCAUUGACUUCCUGGAUUCUGUGGCAGAAUACGAGUUGGCUCCGGAUGAGAAGAGAAAAGAUCAUGGUCUGCUAGUGAUGAACAAGUUCUUUAACAAUAGGUAUUCAACCUGUUUGCCGGAAAUACCUCAGGAAACAGUGCGUGAUUGUAAGGAGGGGCUGGAUCAGAGUCCCUGCAAGGAACUUUUUAAAGAAUGCACUAGAAUUGUCCAUGAUUAUUUGAGUGGAGUUCCAUUUGAAGACUUUCACGAGAGCAUGUACUUUUCACGUUUUCUGCAGUGGAAGUGGCUUGAGAGGCAACCAGUGACAAAAAACACAUUUCGGCAUUACCGGGUGCUGGGUAAAGGAGGAUUUGGAGAGGUGUGCGCAUGUCAAGUCAGAGCCACAGGGAAAAUGUAUGCGUGCAAAAAGCUGGAAAAGAAAAGGAUAAAGAAGAGAAAAGGAGAAGCUAUGGCAUUAAACGAGAAACAGAUAUUAGAAAAAGUAAAUAGUCGAUUUGUAGUUAGUUUAGCCUACACGUAUGAAACGAAGGAUGCCCUUUGCCUAGUAUUAACCAUAAUGAAUGGAGGGGAUUUGAAGUUUCACAUAUACAACAUGGGGAACCCAGGAUUUGAUGAGCAGAGAGCCGUGUUUUACGCUGCAGAGCUGUGCUGUGGGCUGGGAAACCUGCAAAUGGAGAGAAUAGUUUACAGGGACCUGAAGCCAGAAAACAUUUUACUGGAUGACCGUGGACACAUCAGGAUUUCAGAUCUUGGACUAGCAGUGCAGAUACCUGAGGGAGAAACCAUCCGUGGGCGAGUUGGCACAGUGGGCUACAUGGCACCAGAAGUCAUUAACAAUGAAAGCUACACAUUCAGCCCGGACUGGUGGGGUCUCGGCUGCCUUAUAUAUGAAAUGAUUCAGGGACAGUCACCCUUCAGAAAACGUAAAGAGAAGGUAAAGCGUGACGAAGUGGACCGGCGUGUCAAAGAAGAUGAGGAAACCUAUUCAGAUAAAUUUUCAGAGGAUGCCAAAUCUAUCUGCAGGAUGCUACUUGCUAAAGACCCAAAGCAAAGACUGGGAUGUACAGGAGAUGGAGCAAGUGCUGUAAAACAGCACCCAAUUUUCAGGAACAUCAACUUCAAGCGUCUAGAAGCCAACAUCUUGGAUCCACCAUUUGUUCCAGAUCCACGAGCUGUAUAUUGUAAGGACGUGUUGGAUAUUGAGCAGUUUUCCACAGUGAAAGGAGUUAACUUGGACACAACGGAUGAUGAUUUCUAUUCAAAGUUUGUAACAGGCUGUGUCUCCAUCCCCUGGCAAGAAGAGAUGAUUGAAACAGACUGUUUUAAAGACAUCAAUGUUUAUGAGACGGAUGGCUACUUGUCUCCAGAUCUAGAUGUGAGCAAACAGAACAUUAGACCAAAGAGAAGCUUCUUCCAUCGACUGUUCCGAAGAGGGGUCUGUUUUAAAUCUUCCUACAGUGACGAUGAAGAAGAUGCCUCCCGACCAUGAACCACUGUCCAAUAGCCAAAAAAAAAUCAAAUACCAGAGCGUUAAACUGCAAAUAUUUUAUUGUAUCUAUAAACUGUAAAGGUGUAUUAUAAAUUAAAAAAAAAAAAAAAUUCUGUAUGAGUUUACAGAUUUUGUACAUUUGUACUUGAAUUAUGUUAAGAUGUAUAUUUUCACGAACAGCGUAUUGUACAAAAAAAGCCAUAUUAAUACCACUCCAAUGCAUACAUAUAUAUGUAUGCCUAUUUAUGGGUGUGAGUACAUAUUAACAGUACUAGUCAAACGUUCUGGUACACUUGCUUGGUAGCAUCAUUGUUAUUCUGGGGUUGAUUUGUUAGUGACGGAUUUGGUAACAUUUACCAAGUCUAUGGCAAACUCAACCAUCAUGGCUGUCAUGCCAUGCUUGAAACAAAUGUUUUCUAUCCCAUCAAAACUGUGUCUUGUUGAGCAAACCUUCAUUUUUCAGCAACAUAAUGCACCUCAAACUUGGGCAAAAACAUUAGGAAUAGUCUAUAAAAGUUCUUUAUGACUUGGCGCUAGAGACUGGGCACAUUAUGUCAUUAGUUGGAGUUGUGCUUUGUUCUCCUUAAUUGCUAUAAUUUCCAAACAUUGCUUUUAUGUGCUAUACAUUUUCUCCAUUGCAAUAUGUGAUCAAGUAAGUUAUAUAAUAGAAAACAUUACCCAUUACGAAAUAAACCAGAAUUCAAACAAGUGUACUCAAAUAUUUGACUGUAUGCGAGCAGUUGUGUCUUCACACAUUAUCUCUACACACACAUCAUAUGUAUGUGUGUGUGUGUGUGUGUGUGUGUGUGUAUAUGCAUAAUUUUAUUUAAAAUAAUUUAAAGUUUGUAAGGCUUUAGCUAAAUUUAGAACUUUUUUUUUUUUUCACAUUACACAGUGCAACAGAAAACCGGUAGGCUUUAUUUUUUAAUUUGAUGAUUAAAAACUCCUAUUUAACCCUCGCUGUGCCAGAGAGGGUCGUGACCGUGGCAUUCCUUGCCCUUGUCGGUACUCACAGGGUUAAAUACCUCAUGGUCAAUCUGUUUAAUCUGUGUGCUGGGUGUCUGAAAUAGUAGACAGCAGGCAAAGGAAGGGUUUGUGUGCACUGUUUAUAUGGUGUCAAGCUAUAUUUUAUUAAAGGAAUCUUUUUACAUA
Molecule: messenger RNA, 3103 nt
Organism: Pelobates fuscus (common spadefoot toad)
Lineage: Eukaryota; Metazoa; Chordata; Amphibia; Anura; Pelobatidae
Gene: GRK4
Product: G protein-coupled receptor kinase 4
Exons: 16
Coding region: 224-1951 (575 amino acids)
Biological process (GO): protein phosphorylation; signal transduction; regulation of signal transduction
Cellular component (GO): cytoplasm
Molecular function (GO): G protein-coupled receptor kinase activity; ATP binding
Source: RefSeq, a predicted model, not a curated record